Mytilus trossulus (common blue mussel) is the source of this 1018-nucleotide messenger RNA. Its product is annotated as M-phase inducer phosphatase-like. Gene Ontology annotation, molecular function: protein tyrosine phosphatase activity. The coding region runs from base 89 to 937 and encodes 282 amino acids. Gene Ontology annotation, cellular component: cytoplasm; nucleus. Gene Ontology annotation, biological process: positive regulation of G2/M transition of mitotic cell cycle; protein dephosphorylation; G2/M transition of mitotic cell cycle. The record is from RefSeq and is a predicted model, not a curated record. The transcript is spliced from 6 exons. NCBI's taxonomy places the organism in Eukaryota, Metazoa, Mollusca, Bivalvia, Mytilida, Mytilidae.
UUUCAAACAUAACCGACUGACAGAAAGUAUAAAACUCUUGUUUUCACAUCUAAAUUCUCAUUUUAAAAUAUUCUACCAUCUUCACACAAUGCCAGUAAAAAGACUUUUCAGUUCGUUAUCUGAAGAAGACAUCUCAACGAUAUUACCAACAUUUGGUAAACGUGCUUUUUCUGCCUCAGAAGAGAACACAGACACACCUUCCACUCCAGUACUACAGGACAGCUGGCUAUCUAUUGACAGUGACGACUCUGGUCUCGGCUUAGAUGAUGUUUUCGUCGACGACAAUUGUGUAAACAUACCCCCAACCAAACGACAGAAAACAGUUUGUGAUGCCAACAGUGUUUUAGCCGGUGACACCAAUUUGAUUGCAGAUGGUAGUAGCUGUUAUACUUUGCCAACAGUCCCUGGAAAGCAUAAAGACCUCAAGAGUAUUUCACCAGAAACAUUGACAGAUGUGUUAUGUGGUCGUUACAGUGAUGUCAUCAGCAGUUUUCGAGUCAUCGACUGUAGAUACCCUUACGAGUAUGAUGGUGGACAUAUCAAGUCAGCAGAAAACAGAUACCUCCACAGCAUGAUAGAGGAUCUUCUACACCAGACAUCUGUACAAGUCCUCAUCUUUCACUGUGAAUUCUCACAAGAAAGAGGUCCAGCAAUGUUACGACAUCUUCGCAGUAAAGAUCGUCAGAUGAACACCGAGAAUUACCCCGCAUUGAACUAUCCAGAAGUCUACCUUCUUGACAGUGGCUACAAGUCUUUCUUUGAAACAUCAUCUAAAUUGUGUGACCCUAUUGACUACAGGCCAAUGCUUCAUUCAGACUUUUCAGCAGACCUUCAUCACUUCCGUCGGGUAGCAGAUGUACGUCAUUUCCGUUCCAAGUCCAAAUCCUGGUCGUCAGGUGACAGAACAUCACGCUUAUCCAAAAAGGUUAUAUUCUAAAAUUUUGUUGUUAUAAGACGCUAUUUGUUAUGUUAUUGACUCUAAUCUGUGAUAUAUAUUGUUAUUGUUGAAAACACAAAG